UAUGCUUCGGUAUUGUCGUAUUAUUUCCUGCUUGGCGGGACCGAUUCCAUGACCGACACAAUUGCCCAGUCGUGAACUUCAGCAUUUCAUCCCACAGCGAGCUGUGAUACUGAUGUCCGUAUUCCCAACAGCCCGUGCACGGGAAACCCUACGCUCCUCAGUCUCCGCUGCUCUGUCUUCAGCCUCGACCCCCGCCGGCCUCCGCCGCGUCCACGCACUGAUAAUCACUGCUGGGCUCUACCGCUCCGAGUUCUUCGCCGGCAAGCUGAUAAGCAAGUAUGCUCAUUUCAGAGACCCCAAGAGCUCCCUCUCCGUCUUCCGCCGUGCCUCCCCCACCAACAACGUCUACCAGUGGAACUCCAUUGUCAGGGCCUUCACGCACAACGGUUUCUUCCUCAGGGCCCUCCACUUCUACACCGAAAUGCGACGCGCUGGGGUUCUACCCGACACUUAUACUUUCCCUUCUGUCAUCAACGCCUGCGCUGGGUCCCUCGAUGUCGAAACCGGAAGGGUUGUUCACGGGCAGGUCCUGGAGUUGGGUUUCGGCUCGGACUUGUAUAUAGGCAAUGCCGUCAUCGACAUGUAUGCCAGAUUCACUGAUCUUCAUAACGCCCACGCUGUGUUUGAUAAAAUGUCUGAGAGGGAUGUCGUUUCUUGGAAUAGCCUGAUUUCCGGGUACAGCUCGAAUGGAUACUUUGAAGAGGCAAUGUAUGUCUAUCGGGGGAUGAGAAAGGAGGGGAUUUUGAUCGAUUUAUAUACCGUGUCAAGUGUUCUUCCUGCCUGUGGAGGCCUAGUUGCACUGGAAGACGGUUGGGCGCUUCACGGUUUGGUCGCAAAGAGUGGGAUGGGAUCCGAUACCAUUGUGAGCAAUGGGCUUCUUUCUAUGUACUUCAAGUUCAACGAUAUACGGGGGGCCCAGAAAAUUUUCAGUGACAUUGUAUUUAAAGAUAGUGUUAGUUGGAACACCAUGAUAUGUGGUUAUUGUCAGCUGGAAUUGUUUGAGGAGUCGAUCAAGCUGUUCAUGGAGAUGAUUGAAACAUUUACACCCGACAUCCUGACAAUAACUUCUGUUCUCCGUGCUUGUGGACAUUUGCAAGACUGUGAGCUUGGGAAAUUUGUAAAUAAUUAUAUGGUUGAGAAGGGGUUAGAGCUUGACACAAGAGCAAACAAUAUUCUUCUUGACAUGCACAUAAAGAGUGGAAAUUUUACAGCUGCUAUGAAAGUAUUUAACGAGAUGGAUUGCAAGGACCAUGUGUCUUGGAAUUCAAUGAUCAGUGGUUGUGUCCAGUAUGGCCAUCAAGAUGAAGCAGUGCGGCUUUUCAGAAUGAUGAAAUUGGGGAUGAAACCUGAUUCGGUAACUCAUCUGAUACUUCUGUCUGUGUCCUCACACUUUUCAGAUCUCUUUCUGGGCAAACAAGUCCAUUGCGAGACAGUUAAAUCUGGACAUGUUUCAGAGCUAUGCCUUAGUAAUGGUCUCAUUGAUAUGUAUGCCAAAUGUAAAGAAAUAGAUGACUCUCUGAAAUUAUUUGAGAGCAUGAGCAUUCGUGAUGUAGUUACAUGGAACACAGUUAUAUCCACAUGUGUUCAUCAUGAGGAUUGUGAGUUAGGGUUUAUAUUGUUGGGCCGGAUGAGAAAUGAUGGAGUGUCACCAGAUAAGGCCACCUUUUUAGGUGUCCUUCCAAUUUGCUCCCUUCUCGCUGCCAAGAGGCAUGGGAAGGAGAUUCAUGGCUGCAUUUUCAGAUUAGGUUUUGAAUCAGAAGUUUCCAUAGGGAAUGCUCUAAUUGAUAUGUAUUCCAAAUGUGGAAAUAUAGGGUACACUAUUAAAAUAUUCGAGCUUCUCAAAGGGAGAGAUGUCGUUACCUGGACAACAUUGAUCACUGCUUACGGCAUGUAUGGUGAGGGAAAGAAAGCUAUAAAAGCUUUCACAGAUAUGGAAGAAUGUGGUAUCCUUCCCGAUCCUGUCGCAUUUAUUGCUGUCCUUUAUGCCUGCAGCCACUCAGGUUUGGUGGAAGAGGGUCUACAGUUCUUUCAUUACAUGAAGAGCCAGUACAACUUUGAACCUCAAAUUGAACACUAUGCUUCUGUUGUUGAUCUUCUUGCUAGAUCUGGAUGCCUUGUCGAAGCUGAAAAUUUUAUUCAUUCAAUGCCGUUGAAGCCUGAUGUGAGUAUCUGGGGGGCUUUACUUAGUGCUUGUCGGGCAAAUAGUGGCAUAGGACUAGCAGAACGGAUUUCCAAGAGAAUAAUUGAAUUGGAUUCAGAAAAUACAGGGUAUCAUGUCCUGGUUUCAAAUGUAUAUGCAGCUUUAGGGAAAUGGGACCAAGUGAAAAUGGUACGUAAAUCAAUUAAAUCGAGAGAGCUCAGAAAAGAUCCAGGCUCCAGCUGGAUGGAGAUUAGGAGAAAGUUGUAUAUAUUUAGGACAGGAGAUCAAUGCUUUGAACAGUCAGAAGAGGUCUAUGAAUUGUUAGAGACUCUUGGUGAUUCGAUGGUCAAACAAGGAUAUGUGCCUGAUUUGCAAUGUGUUCUUCAUGAUGUUGGGGAUGAUGAAAAAAGAGAAAUGCUUCAAGGGCACAGUGAAAGGUUAGCAAUUGCAUUCGGUUUGCUGAACACAGCACGAGGAAGCCCCUUGCAGAUAAUGAAGAACCUUAGGGUUUGUCCCGAUUGCCACGCUGUUACCAAAUACAUAUCAAACAUCACGCAGAGAGAAAUCUUAGUCAGAGAUGCUAAUAGGUUCCAUCUGUUCAGGAAUGGAACCUGUAGCUGUGGGGACUUAUGGUGAGAGACUACCUUUAUUCAGUCUGAUGGGCUUUUACAAUUGAGAUUCAGGAUAUAUCCAUUGCUGUCUAUUACCCCAAAAGGGAAGAACAUUCUGCGUUGAACCACAGAACAAGGCUUGAAAACGGCAAGGCAGUAUGAAAGAGACUGGGUCCUCUCAGAAAUAAAAGCAGAGAAGAGCCCUAUAAUAACUGCAAGGGAUGUGGCAGGCCGUUGUCUAGGUUUGUAUUAUGUGCCCCUUGACAAAGUGGAUAUUUGUGUGGGAAAUCAAUCUCUUUCUAGCAUAGACCCUUUAAUAAUUCUUUGUACAUUUUCUUUUUUCGUAUGUAAAUAAUCAUGUCAUGCCAUCAUAUUACCACUGGGAUCUAUUUGGUGACAGAUGUGAAGGACGUAAAAUAUGUGAUCAACUAUGACUUUCCUGUGCCCUUGAGGAUUAUGUCCAGAGUUGGUAGAAUGGGAAGGGCCGGGGCAAAAGGGGCAGCAUAAAACUUUCUUUACUGCUGCAAAAGCGAGAGUCGCUGAGGAAUUGAUACACAUCCUCGAGCAAGCUGGGCAGAAACUGAGCGCCACACUGGUGGCUCUAAGGCGUGAUGCUCCACUGCUCCACCUCCUUCAGGGGUGUGAGAAGUCACGUUGCGACCUGUGGAAAAAGCGGCCACCAAAAUACAGAUUGCUGGCAGUUGGUGGAUUACCACCAAAUAGAGAGUCCAAGAAAUGGAAGGGGACUAUUAGGGCGAAUCAAAUAAAUAUUAGAAUAUCUGAUAUUAUUAUGGAGAAUCAAAUCAGUACUAUUUAGAAGAUUGUAUUUGUGAGGGAUCUUAUAUAUUUAGUAGAAGUAUCUUUCUUGGUAU
Molecule: messenger RNA, 3623 nt
Organism: Punica granatum (pomegranate)
Lineage: Eukaryota; Viridiplantae; Streptophyta; Magnoliopsida; Myrtales; Lythraceae
Source: RefSeq, a predicted model, not a curated record